GCGCCUGCGCAAUGCACGACCGGCGCCUGCGCAGUAAGUCGGGGCCCGUGCGUGGAGAUGGGCGCAGCGGCGGCCGAGGCCAACCGGACCCUGUUCGUGGGGAACCUGGACCCCCGGGUGACGGAGGAGCUGAUCUUCGAGCUCUUCCACCAGGCAGGUCCAGUAAUUAAAGUUAAAAUACCUAAGGAUAGAGAUGGUAAACCAAAGCAAUUUGCAUUUGUGAAUUUCAAACACGAAGAAUCUGUCCCUUAUGGAAUGAGUCUGCUUAAUGGGAUCAAACUUUUUGGAAGGCCCAUCAAAAUUCAGUUCCGAUCAGGGAGUAGUCAUGCAUCUCAAGAUGGCAAUUCAUCUUAUUCCCAGCAUGGAACCGCUAAUACAAGUCCUUCCAGCACACCACAUUCAACACCAAAUUCCAACAGCAGAUAUGAUAGGAGCACAGAUAACACUUUAGCAACAGGAUUCACAUCUGUGCAGAUGCUCCAGAGGUCUUUCUCAUCUCCUGAUAACCUUCAGAGACAAGUGAUGAAUAGUGGUACAUGGAAGCAGUCACAAUACAGUGGAAAGUAUGGUUCUCCGCAUUCAGAUCAGUCCACUUAUACCUCACCGGGGCAGCAGCAGAGUCAUUCAUUUAAUCAGUCUUCAGGCUCACAAAUGCAGCGUCGUCCAGAUGGAUCAUCAGCACAGCGCAAGAACAGGCUGAACUCCCAUCCUUAUCAUAUGGACAGCAGACAUUUUAACCGUGAGCAGCGUUUUGGAGACUACGGAUCUGAUCAUCAUUACAGUGGGAACAGAGAGGAGUACAGCUAUGAAGACAGGAGUCCUCAUGACCCUGGAUCUGAUCAUUACUCCAGAGGGAACAGGGAUGAGUACUGCUAUGAAGACAGGAGCCAUGAUGGCUGGAGUCAUGACUAUAACAGAAGAGAGAACUACAGAGAUGGCAAAUGGCGUCCAUCCCGGCAUUAGCCAGUAUUAAAAGUGGGCUCUUGAGAACUUUUAUGGGCUCUCUCCUUCAGGUCUCACAUUGAUUUUAAAACAGUGUAUAGAGUAACAUGGUAAGUUACCUUUUAAAAAAGUUUGUAAAGUCACGUCCAUUACCUUUUUUAAAAGAAAAAGCAGCUUCAUUUUUAUUGUAUUAACCUUUAACCUCAGGGUUUUAUGUAGAGAAAUGUGCCACAACUUUUUAAAAAAAAAUCAUUGUACUUUGAGGGAGGUGAAGUUGUACAGCUUGGUUGUAUUAUAAAGAAAAUUUGUAUUUUUUUAGUGUAAUUAAAAAAAUUAGUCUCUGCAACAGGUCUGGUGGUAAUCCCAUUAAACAAAUGCCUUGUGGUAUGAUACAUGUGAAAGUUUAAAUAUUGAAAACAGUGUUUUCAUACUGAAAUAAAUGUUGCUUUUGAAAAUGUAUUGAAGAAUAGUAUUUACUGUAAUUGCCCUGUAAAAUCUGUGGAUAAAACAAUUCCAGUGUUCUGAGUUCUUGCAUUUAAGGACUUCUCAAUUUGCUCUCCCCUGUUUCAAUCUUGGGCCUUUUGAUUUUAAUAUUUGUUUUAAAAUUAUGUGCAGUAGCCUAAAAUGUUUGAAGAAAUUAUGUUUAUGUAACUAAAACCACUCAGGAACUGAUUGCAUCCCUUGAAGUAUGUUGUCUGUAUUUUAGAAAAGAAUCUGAAUUUAGCCUGUACUUCUUGAUGUAAAGAAUUUUUGUUUAAUGCAUAGGAGAAACAGGGGUACCUAUUUUAUAAUUAUUUUUAGAUGUAUGCCCCUAAUUUUUAUGCAAUAUUAACUUUUAAAUCAGUUGCUGAAAACUUGGUCUGACUGAGUUACAGUAUACAGAAGUAAUAAGGGUUGAUUUUUUUCUUUCAGAUUAGUAACCAAGAGGCUGUUAGUGUGACAGAAUUUCACAUGUAUUGAAAUCUUGUUUAAAUAACUGAACUCUAUUCACGUGUCCAGAUCACCUUUUAAUAUAUGCAUUCCUAUGUUUCAGUAUAGUAAUAAACUUUUUUAUGAAAGCAUAUUCAGUGAAAAGUUUCAAAGGAUUGUUGAGAAGUAAACUCUACAGUAAGCUGUCUCUCUCCAGUUUGCAUCUUAGUGUCUCUCCUACAUAGCUAGUGAUUAUCAAACUUAUGGUUGAGUGAGAAUUGAGUGGUAAUUAGAAAUACAGAACCAACUACAGGA
Messenger RNA from Mauremys mutica (yellowpond turtle), 2166 nucleotides. It is a transcript of the gene RBM7, whose product is annotated as RNA binding motif protein 7. Gene Ontology annotation, cellular component: nucleus. The coding region runs from base 58 to 963 and encodes 301 amino acids. Gene Ontology annotation, biological process: regulation of alternative mRNA splicing, via spliceosome. Gene Ontology annotation, molecular function: single-stranded RNA binding. NCBI's taxonomy places the organism in Eukaryota, Metazoa, Chordata, Testudines, Geoemydidae. The record is from RefSeq and is a predicted model, not a curated record. The transcript is spliced from 5 exons.